AUGCCACGCGACGUGUUCCCUUUCCUCGACCUGAGUGCCGAGCUCAGAAACGAGAUCUACAUCCUGUCGCUUCAACAACCCACCCCGAUGCACCUCGAAUAUCUCCGCGGCAUCAGAACUUCCGAAAAGGACAACACCAGUCCCCGCCAGAGUCCACCAGCCAAGAGGGAACUCACUUGUAGCCUCCUACGUACGUGCCGACAGAUCAACCACGAGGCGACCUCAAUCCUCUACGGCUACAACACUUUUGCGCCUUCUUUGGGAGACUGCUCAUACCUUCGCCUCUUCCUUAAGCAGCUUGGCAGUUGUAUCAAGCUCAUUCGACAUGUCGAGCUACCGUCUUGCUACAAUGCUAGGUUACCUAGUGUACGCCAAGUCUUUCAUCUGCUGAAGCAGGCAGCUAUGCUCGAGUCUGUCACGUUUAGUGCCGAGUAA
Molecule: messenger RNA, 435 nt
Organism: Fulvia fulva
Lineage: Eukaryota; Fungi; Ascomycota; Dothideomycetes; Mycosphaerellales; Mycosphaerellaceae
Exons: 1
Coding region: 1-435 (144 amino acids)
Source: RefSeq, a predicted model, not a curated record